AUGAUAGAUUCUCAGGAUACUUCAAUGAUUUUCGAAAGAGAUGUAGAGGACCCCCUGUCUCCUACUACCACGAAUACAAACAACUACACUUCUUCAUCUCCAUUAUCUCUUUCAAGACAACAAAGUAACACUAGUAUAUAUUCAAAUAUGAAUAAUAAUAACGCUAAUGCCGCAAGUAAUAACAAUCUAGUUAACUCAACUACUCAUCAUAAUUUAGAGAACUUGAUCCCUCCUGCGCUAGAUGCCAGUUGUUCAAUUAUAACCGACGAGAAUACUAAUUUGAACGAUGUAGAUUUAAUAUAUUCAAGAAGACCCUCAACUAUUGGGUUAGACAUGGCACUGGGGAACAGAUAUUUUAAAGAUUCCCACCAAUUCUCAAAUUCAAAUUCAUCUUCUUCAGCAAAUUUGUAUAGGUCCCAGUCUCAUUCAAUUGCAUCCCCUUCUUCUCCACAUUUAUAUUUAUCAAGGACAUACUCAAAUACCAAUAAUAAUAACAAUAAUAAUCCUUCAAGAGUUGCGUCUCCUACUGAUCCUCACCAUAAAUUAUUGAGAUUUUAUUCUUAUGCAGACAUGUUAUCUGAUGAAAUGACAGACUCUUCUUCUUCAGGGCCUUCACCUUCAACCCAUAGACAGUCACAUUCUUUGGCUUCUCCUGUAGCUGGAAAACAGUUUAACACAUUUAAUAACCCUUUCAUUAAAAAUAAGUCAUUAUCUCCAAAUUCUUCAACUCCUCACCCUUCAGCUGCUUUCCAGUUCGAUAAUUCUAAUAGUGAUUCUACCUCAACUACAGAUGAUGAAAAUGACAUGGAAAAUGAUGAGGACAAUAGAACUCUAGAUCCAACCAAUUUAUCAACUUUAAAUUCAUUGUUACAGCAUCCAAGACCAAAUAUACCCUCAAAUUCAUCAAAGCCUCGUCUAUUAAGGGCUAGGUCCUCGUCAAAUGCAAAUAUGAAUCCGAAUAGUGGUUACACUUCCUUACGAUCUUCUGGUCUGACUCCAUUAUUUAGAGCAAGAACAUAUUCCUCAACAUCAGGACUGUCUCCCUCUCAAACCCCAGUAAUGUCAAGGUCAAGACGUUCUCCAAGCCAGUAUUUCAUUUAUAAUGAAGAUACUCUGGCGCCAUUACAAACUGAUAAUUUAGGUGAGGUUCUAAGGAAAAAAAUGAGUCGCACUGCAACUGACACUCCAACUAUCGAUGGUGCAUUGAAUUGA
Molecule: messenger RNA, 1212 nt
Organism: Vanderwaltozyma polyspora DSM 70294
Lineage: Eukaryota; Fungi; Ascomycota; Saccharomycetes; Saccharomycetales; Saccharomycetaceae
Exons: 1
Coding region: 1-1212 (403 amino acids)
Source: RefSeq, a predicted model, not a curated record